Messenger RNA from Rhodofomes roseus, 1674 nucleotides. Its product is annotated as WD40 repeat-like protein. Gene Ontology annotation, molecular function: protein binding. Lineage: Eukaryota; Fungi; Basidiomycota; Agaricomycetes; Polyporales; Fomitopsidaceae. The coding region runs from base 262 to 1542 and encodes 426 amino acids. Gene Ontology annotation, cellular component: nucleus. The transcript is spliced from 4 exons. The record is from RefSeq and is a predicted model, not a curated record.
CCCACUAUAGUAGCGUAGUCACGUGUGCCACGGAGACCGUACUGCCUGCGGUGACCGACCAACUGCCGUCGCCGCGGUAUACAGCCUCGACCUUGAAUCCAUGCUUCCUAUGCUCUGGCCAUUCAUAUUUCAUUGACAUCUUGACGACAAUCCGAACUGCUACAACUGACUGGGAUACACGCGGCGACUGUAUCUAGCUCAGCAAUCCGAUCAGAACGUCAAGCCCCGAUCGAACCGAACGCGAGGCACUGAGUUCUCCUAAUGACCCAAACGACUUUGCUUCAGUAUGAGGCACCGUGGCCUGUGUACGCGCUGGACUGGUGCAAGACCGCCGCGCCAGGACAGCAGCACCGACCGCGGUCGUCCUUCCGCCUGGGGAUCGGCUCGCUCAGAGACGACUAUCAGAAUCGCAUCGCCAUUGUAGGGCUGCAGGACGAACGCGUGCUCGUCGAGGACGACUAUACGGACUACCCGGACUUCGUCACGCUCGUGGACGCGCUGCACGGGUACCCCGCGACCGCCCUGCAGUGGCAACCGAGCGCGGCCUCCAGCUAUGCGUGGAGCCAGAAGGCGGCGACUUCGGAGCUGCUGGCGACUACGGGGGACGCGCUGAAGGUGUGGGAGUACACGACGGAUGGGCCGCAGCAGGUGUCGAGCUAUGUGGGGAGGCCGCCGACGACGAGUGGGCAUAGGUUGACGCAGAAGAUCGCUCUGUCGGGGCAGAGCAAGGUGCAAAACAACCAGACGGGAGCACCGCUGACCAACUUUUCGUGGAACGAGAAGGCGCCGAGUCUAGUCGUCACCUCGUCCAUCGACACGACGUGCACGGUGUGGAACAUCGACACCUCCAGCGCGAUCACGCAGCUCAUCGCGCACGACCGUGAGGUCUACGACGUCGCCUGGCUGCCAGGAUCGACCGACAUCUUUGUGUCUGUCGGUGCGGACGGUAGUCUGCGUGCGUUCGACCUGCGCAGCCUCGAGCACUCGACGAUUCUCUACGAGACACCUGCGCCGAAGAACAUGCCGCCUCCAUCGGCCUCGCCAUCCUCGUCUGCGCGACCGCCAACGUCUCCCCUGCUCCGGAUAGCGUUCAACCCCGCUGAUUCGAACUACAUGUCGACCUUCCAUAUGGACGGCACGGAUAUACAGAUCCUCGAUAUGCGCAGUCCAGGUCAGCCCGUCAUGGAAAUGAGGGCACAUCGCGGGCAAAUAAACGCGUUGGGCUGGGGAUCGACUACCAAUCCGUUGCUCGCAACUGCAGGUGACGAUUGCCAGCUGUUGCUCUGGGACCUGAGUCCGUACACGAGCGUCCCAUCGACGUCGCCACGGACCGCGAGUUCGGGUCUCAGCUCACCGCGUCCGGACGUCAAAAAGCGGAUCGUGGUCGAUCCCGUCAUGGCAUACACGGGAGCAAGCGAGAUCAACAACCUGGCUUGGUCGCCGCAAAUUGCGGGUAUGACCAUGCACUCUGGGCACUCGACCGACCCUGGCGAGUGGAUUGCGGUGGCGAUGGGCAAAUCAAUAAAGGCACUGAAGGUGUAGGGGCUCAGAGAUACGGAGGAUGGACUUGGUGUUGUAGCUAUACAUAUUUGGUCUGGUAUAUACCGUCUGGGUGCAAUGCAUAUAGGCACAAGUUGGCCUGCCGCGACUGCCUUGGUCGCUCUUGGGACGCGU